CCUCUUUUUGUAGGAAAGUCCGUUUCCAUGGUGAAAUUGGCUCUCUUCCUCGUGACAUGUAAAUCUAUGUUAAGGAUUCAAAGAUAUUUGUAAUCUAUGGCGAUCUUGUGUUACCUAAGGAUCGUGAGUGUGUAGAAUGUAACGGGAAGAUCUUGUCUAAAAUGAUUCUACUUUCUUUGUACUAUAUUAGUAUGGACAUGGAUAUUAGUAUGGACAAGAAACAUGAAUUGUUAGCGUAUAUCAUGGUUAAUUACUCCGGAGUACCGUAACAAGAUUCUACAGGAUCUUCCGCAACAGGACGAAGCCAUAGUUCUAAAACAGUAGAAGAUAAACGAAAAUUUCAUUAGACAAAAUUAAAUGGCUUCGAGUAGUUUAUUAUGUGGUAUUAGUAAACCGAGGUGAUCCUGAAAUUUUUGAAACUUCAAUUUCGAAAUAAUCACAUGAGUACAUAUAUACAUAUAUUAAAUGAUGUACUAUUCGAAACUAUUUAAUUUUUCCUAUAAACCUUAAGAAUCUCUAGGAGCAUCAUAAUAAUUCUUUUUUAUUUUGUUAUACUAGCAAUCAGAAUACAAUUCUAUGAGCUAAUUUGUUGGCUAGAUACUGUCUACAGUACCAUAUGUAUAUAUUGUGAUGAAAACUCAUAAACUGACGAUUACCAUUCAACCAUCUAUUAAAUCCGCUGGUCGAUAUAAUGAUAAAAAAGAAAACCUAAUUUUGUUGAUGAAAUUUUUCUCAAUCCUUUACAGUUUUAAAGCUGUGGUUCCAGUUUAGUUAUAAGAAAGGUUCAACAUAUUUAUCAUGGUGAAAAAAUCUAAGAAACGAUUGUCAUUCGAAACAAAUAGCAAUUAAAUUAUCUUGGGCAAAUCUAAACAACGGGAUAAUUAUCCCAGUGACAACGUAAGCGCCGCAUUAAAGUAAAAACAAACAGAAACUUGUUCCCGUUCACGGCGCCUGUUCUUUAAUUGCGGAAGUAUAAUGGGAAACAUGCCGUAACACCAAAUAUGGCAACGCCAUGUAUCGGUCCUACAUAAUAAUUAUGAUUUCGAUGUCAGGAUAUGAAUCGACACGUGGAUGCCAAGGGUGAAAGCUUUUCCUUAGAAUUCGAAUAUUUGAAGAUUCCAUCAGAAUGAAAUUUUACGUUUAAUCAGAGAAGAAAAUGAAAUGGAAAGGAAAAACUGAUGAAAUUUUUCAUAACGAUUUAUAUUAUACGAAUGAAUUAUUACGACUUUUAUCGUACUUGUAACAAGGUUAUGAGAAAAUAAUUUAUGAAAUUUUUCAUAAAGGUUUGCUAAUUUGUAGCGAGAUUUUGCGAAAGAAAAUUUACAAUAUUUUUCAUAAAGAUCUGCGAAUUAUUACAACUUGGAUCGAGCUUGUAAGGAGGUUUCGAGAUCUUUAACGACUCAUACGAUACGCCGCUUUAAACGAUGGUACAUAACUGUUUGAUCAAGGUUGAAAUGUGAGAAUGUGUGGAACGAAGAUGCAUACAUUCACAAUUCUUCUCACUCAAAAUGAAAUGAAAGCAGAAUCCCCCUAGGCUUUUCCUUUUUUCUACCUAAAUAUAUGUGGCACAUACUGAAGCUAGCAGCUCGAACAAACUGGCUUUCUAAUAAACAUAUUAUGUUAUCAUCGGUAACGUCAUUAGCAUCAAUAAUCGUCAUUGACGUACGGGUACAAUAUUAUGUCCGUACCUUCGCGUUUAUUUUCCACUAUAUUGUACGUUUAAAUCGUUUUAUAGGGACGAUACAUUAUCUUUUACUUUCAACUUUAUAUACGUGUUCAACUUCCUGUAGGUAUUAUUUGGCAUCAUUUAUAGUGUUUAAUUCAUAAUUUUGUCUCCACGGUAGAAUUAUUGUUAUUAUAGGUUUAGAAUAUCGCAAGCUGUAUGUAAUAAUAUAGUUUCAAUCUUUGUAAUUUUAAUCAUAGUUCUGCCAAUGAUAUUUUAGUAUAGUACAGUAAAUUUAUGUUAUAUUUGUGGAAAUUAAUAUAACUUUUUUUUGCAACAUAAAAAAGAUAGUGAAAAAAGAAUUAUCUAAGUAUAAUCAUCAAAAUAAUUCCUAACUUUUUAUUUAUUUAGUUUUAUAAAAUAUUGGGCUGUAAUAUAAAUUCAUCUUGUUUUUAUACAAUAUAUGUAAUGCAUAUAUUACACAUACGCAUAUAGAAAACGGAUAAAUUUAUGUUACAACUUAUUUUCAUCAUAAUUUCAUGUCAUUUUCAUUAAAUUAAAUUGCAGUAAAAGAACUAGUACGAGACUGGGCGCCUCUAGUAUGGCUUGCACCUGGCGAACUAUUUUUACCCCUUGGGGUACCUGAAUUCUUGGAUAACAUGCAAUCCGACGAUGAUUAUCUUCGCACUAGAGUCGACGUAGAAGUACUGUUGAGGAAUCGAUCGUCGUUCCUAUACGGCCGAAAACCAGGGGGCACAGUACCGGUUUACGCUGUGAUCAAGAACUGCAUUGUACCAGACGUUUCUGCGGACGUGAUAAGCUUAAAGACCGUCAGAGACGAAAGAAAGUCGCGAAGAAAAGGGGACGAGACGUUGAUAGCAUCGAGGAACGUGCAGAUCGACGAUUUCGGCUCGUCCAUGAUCCGCACUAACGAUCUUCCAGGAAAGAUUUGGAAGGGCGAUGGGAAACAGAGUUUAGAGAAACAUGGUGAUUUUGAAAAAAAGAAGAAAAAAGGAAACAAGUUCCGGAAGCUGCACUUUCACGUGACCUAUUGGAUGUUCUAUCCGUUCAGUGAGGGAAAGGCAGUCUGCGUUCUGGAUCUUGGAUUUUUUGGUAGCUGGCCGAUACCCACGGUGGGUGGGAUAUGCCUUGGAAUACUCAAGGAAUAUGGCAACCACGUGGGCGAUUGGGAACACAUGAGUCUUUAUUUUAAGGAUGCGAAUUAUCCUUCAGCCAUGUACGUGUCCGCCCAUGACGCAGGCGCGUUUUACCGAUACGAUUUACGAAGUGGAACCUUCGUUUACGAAAGCCAAGAAACACGAAAAGGCAUCUUUCAAAAACCUAUAUUUCCCGAAAGAGUUUUCACUGCUGGUGGCUCCCAUCCGAUAUUAUUUAGCGCGAGAGGAUCUCAUGGACUUUGGACGGCGCCAGGGAAGCAUAAAUUUGUCAGAUUACCUCGCCUCUACGAUGAGAGUGGUUUUGGUACCGCUUGGCCCACAUGGAAGAAGAUGGAAUUGCUUCUAAAAGAGGACAACAACAUCUUACCCAGUUGGAUGACUUUUAGAGGCAAGUGGGGUAAUCCUAGAAGUAACUGUCAUCCUUUGGCUAGACUUGGUUUCAACAUUUGCGAAUUUGUUGACGGACCAACUGGUAUUCCCAUGAAACAGUCAAACUUCCGAUGCUAACGAUAAUUAGAAUUCUUUAACAUAUUCGCUGCUGUUGUAAAAAAUAAUAUUGAGAGGAAUUGCGACAAUAAAUAUUAAAAGUAAUGAAAUAUUACAUGUCACAUAUGGUAGGGAAUGUCUUAAGUAAUCUCGUUUCUGAACGUAAAAAGUAUUGGAUUUUAAUACGAUUAGUACAAUGCACAUAGGAAUACCACAGACGCGAAGAAAUUAUAGUUUCCUCAAAAUCAGUUGAUUACUGAAAUUAAUAUACUAUAAGAGUUGUUUCUAAAUGAUAGAAAUUUCUUCUUGAUCUUGAACAGCAAAUUAAUUUUGAAUAAACUAUAACUUUGAUCGUCGAGUGUAAGGUACAAACAAGGUUUAAUAUGGAAUGAUCUUUAAUAAAAAAAAAAAAUGUUCGUUGGAAUUGUUCAUUUUAAUAAUUCGUGUCAGCUUAGCAAGAUAUUAGAAAACAGCAUCAUCAUUCAUUGCGAAACUUGCUUUUGAUUAGUGAUAUAUCCUUAUCGUUUAAAACCUACGCUCAAUGUAAAACGAUAAUAAAAUACAAUUUUGUUAUUGCGGAUAGAUCGACGAUAGAUAUUAAAAGAUGUAAUAGAUUUAUAUAUAUAUAGGCAUUGCGUGAUACGUUUUCGUUUAAGAAGGAACAGUAGGCAAAUGCGGUACUUAGCGGUAAUUCGUAAUUACACAUACAUGUAUAUCGAUGUGAUCCUUCAAAAAAAAAGGCCGAUUAAAGGAACACUUCAUUUCUUGCAUCGAGAUUAU
Messenger RNA from Bombus impatiens (common eastern bumble bee), 4107 nucleotides. RefSeq lists its product as uncharacterized. Lineage: Eukaryota; Metazoa; Arthropoda; Insecta; Hymenoptera; Apidae. Bases 2323 to 3348 code for a protein of 341 amino acids. The transcript has 5 exons. The record is from RefSeq and is a predicted model, not a curated record.